AUGCAGCGCGCAGCAGAUGCCUCGGGGGUCCCGGGAGGCUCUGACGUGGGUUCGCAGAAGGACAGAGUGGUGAGCGAGGAGGAAUGGCUGCGCAAGUGGGAAACGGGGAACGUCGGGUUCCACAAGGAGCGAGGGCAUCCGCUUCUACAGAAGUAUCUGGAUGUUCUUUUAAAUGGCAGGACUGGACUGAGGAUAUUUUUCCCACUUUGUGGCAAAGCAGUAGAGAUGAAAUGGCUGGCAGACAUGGGGCACAGCGUCGUCGGUGUGGAGGUCAGCGAGCAGGCCCUGAGGGAAUUUUUUGCAGAGCACGGGCUCCAGUAUCGUGAGGAGCCAGUCCCAGAGAUCUCGGGAGCCAAAAAGUGGCAGAGUGCCUCUGGGAACAUUUCCCUGUACUGCUGCAGUAUUUACAGCUUGUCCAGCUCGAUAGUUGGCAAGUUUGAUGGGGUCUGGGACAGAGGAGCUCUAGUAGCUGUGAAUCCACGUGACAGACAACGUUAUGCCAGUUUGAUGGUCACCCUCAUGGAGAAAAAUUCUUCUUAUCUCCUUGUUACGGUUUCAUAUGAUCCAAACAAACACAAAGGCCCACCGUUUUAUGUUCCUGAAUCAGAAAUAAAAAGCUUGUUUGGCAACCACUUUGAAAUUAAGUGUCUUCAAAAAGUCGAUGAUUUCUCAGACAAACACAGGCAAUGGGGACUAGAUUAUUUUUUGGAGGUGCUAUAUGUACUCAAGUUUUUAGAUUGA
Chaetura pelagica (chimney swift) is the source of this 741-nucleotide messenger RNA. RefSeq names its product thiopurine S-methyltransferase (gene TPMT). Lineage: Eukaryota; Metazoa; Chordata; Aves; Apodiformes; Apodidae. The coding region runs from base 1 to 741 and encodes 246 amino acids. The record is from RefSeq and is a predicted model, not a curated record. The transcript has 8 exons. Gene Ontology annotation, molecular function: thiopurine S-methyltransferase activity.